AUGUCUCCUCUCUCCCGUGUCCGUGCCAAAGGCCGGCCGACAACCGACUACGAGCGAUGGCUCAAUUACAACCCCGACCACGAACUAUCCUCACCUCCCAAGUACAAUCCAGACCAAAAAUACCGCUACGGUGGCUCGCCAGUCGGGUACGCUCCGAAUCGUCAGCUGAUGUUCAACACCCACCCCAAUAGGCCACUACUAAAUCCAUCGCACCCCCGUCACCCUCGAAGACCAUCACACUCGCAAGGCCUCAUUCGCGGAAUCACCUUCUUCUGUGCCGUUCUAGUGGUCAUCGUCGUCAUCCGGAUGUUUGUGGUCUCAUUGAUCCGCGCAUCUCAGCGCCGCCGAGAGAUCGAGCAACAAAUCCAGGAUACAACCAGACGGCAAGAAGUCCCAGCCAUUUACGUGGAUAAUAACGAGCUUGACGAGCUACAAACAUGA
Molecule: messenger RNA, 441 nt
Organism: Aspergillus clavatus NRRL 1
Lineage: Eukaryota; Fungi; Ascomycota; Eurotiomycetes; Eurotiales; Aspergillaceae
Exons: 2
Coding region: 1-441 (146 amino acids)
Source: RefSeq, a predicted model, not a curated record